This is a messenger RNA of Amphibalanus amphitrite, 2676 nucleotides long. RefSeq names its product transmembrane protein 98-like. The transcript is spliced from 6 exons. The coding region runs from base 31 to 759 and encodes 242 amino acids. The record is from RefSeq and is a predicted model, not a curated record. NCBI's taxonomy places the organism in Eukaryota, Metazoa, Arthropoda, Thecostraca, Balanomorpha, Balanidae. Gene Ontology annotation, cellular component: endoplasmic reticulum.
UGCUUGUUGCUUGAUCGUUAUGUUAUCUUGAUGUUAUCAAAGACACAGUGUGAUGAAGAACUAAUUUUUAACUAUAUCAUCCUACUUCAAGUCAUGAAUAACCCAACAGAAAUGGUGGUGGCCAUUUCACUGGCCAUCCUUGGUGUUGUAUUUUUUGCCUGCGUCAUCAUUCUCAUCUACAUCUGCCGCAACCGCUUCAACCAGCAUAAGAAAUUGGUCAACUAUAUGGACUUCAAACAGGACAGUCAGCUGAUCACAGAGGAGUGGACAGACAUGGAGCUGGAUGACGUCAACUUCUCGCCUCAGUUUGAGUCCAUCCUCAGCGAUGCCCGCUGGGUUGAUGAUGCCACUGGACUGGUGCCGCACUGUCUGGACAUCCUGAAGACGUGCCACCAGUUGACCGAGUACCUGGUGGCGCUGGCCAUGGGGCCGGUGCGCAAGGAGCGCGUCCAGGAGAUCGCCGAGGUAUCGCGGCUCAUCUCGCCGCGCGUGGACGACGUGGUGCGCUCCAUGUACCCGCCGCUGGACCCGCGCCUGCUCGAGGCGCGCAGCUCGGCCCUGGUGCUCAGCGUCAGCCAGCUGGCGCUCAUCGUGCGGUCUGCCAGUAACAGCGCCAACGCCACCCACUUCCAGAUCAUCACCACCAUGCUAGCUGACAUGAACGACCACCUCCGGGUUCUCCGCGAGGCGGCGCUCAACCACGAGGCGUGUCUGGGCGAGGUGGCCUCUGUGGGCGGCCCCGACGAGAGCACCGCGUGAACCGCCCCCGCCCCCGCCCCCGCCCCCGCCCGGCGGAGGCCCCGGGCCGGCGCGGGGGCCGCCGUCGCCGCCAGGGAGCAGCGUGGCGCCCUGAGCCGCCGCCGCCGCCGCCAGCGCGGUGAGCCGAGCGGCACUGACCACACCGCACGGGAGUAAACACUCGGCUGGGGCGUUAUUUUACACUUAAACGCUGUAGUCGCUGGCGUUCUUCGUGAGUGUACCGCCUCUUGUACACGGGGGUACGGUGGGGAGGAUCUGAAGGCCACAUGGGCCGCUCACACUGCUUUGUGUGAGCCUCCUGUAUAAUCAUUUACAAUAAGACAAAUACUUAUAUAAGAAUCGUUUAAGCGGUCAUAUCUCAUAAGUGACUAUAUCUGAUUCGGUGACACCGGCUUGAGCUGAGCUUGGAGUAAAUCAUGUUUGCAACCUUUUUUCCGUCCAUUUGUUUUGACGUUUGAAAAAUGACGUAAAUACUCGUGUUGGGAAGUUGAUAAAAAUGUUCCAAACUCGGGGUUACUACCAAAAUAAGCCCCUAGGCAACACAAAACCUAGACAAGCCUCACACAUUCCUUGCUGCGUGCAUUUUCGCCGAUACACGCGUUUGAGCAUUGUCAUUGCAUAAAAUAUCGCAUAUUUCUCACGUGUUGUGUGGUUUUCUCAGCAUGAUUGUUUAAAAAUUAUCUCAUCCGCCAGAUCUGCCUACUUUAUUCACAUUCCCUAGGCCUAAAAGCUCAUUGCAGCCACCUCGGUUGGAAAAUGAUGUUACUGGCUGAGUUUUACCGAGCACAUUCCUGCCGUGCUGUCUCCAAGUGUGAUUUGCUAGACGGGGAAACGACUGUACCUGUGAUUGCCGUUUCUCUGGAUGAUACGAACGUGUGUUUAUGAAUGCGCUUGUGUACAUGCUGUGUGGUAUCAAGUUACACCCGGCGCUCGAACGACGGAUCUGUGGCAUUGGGCCAACCGUCGAUAGAUCUGAAUAUGAAUUAUUUUGGUGAAGGGACGCCUAUGCGUGUACGCCAUUUUUUUUUUUUGUCACAAAUGAGAUGCUAUGGAGUUGUUUGCAAUGGCGCACCUGGAUCUGAAUGCAAUGCGUGAUAUUGGGCGUUGGUAGUUUGGUGACAGGGUGAUACGGUUGUGUAGAAAAGCUGGCGAAUGACAUCGUUUAGUUGUAGUUAAGCCUUUGAAUUUGGUGCGCGUGCAUGUGAACAGUCGUACCAUUUUGUGUGGGGCGCUGGGCUGACGCUGGGGCUCUGUUUCACCACUAUACCGUGCGUGUUGUGCGUGCGCCGACCGUACCAAGGGUGGCCCGGGCGGCCAGGGAUGACCUGAACCUACCCUCCCGCUCUGCCCCGGCCGGUCCGAUCGUGCGUCGCCACUGCGGGUGGUGAACCGCUCCCCAAUCUCCUUAUUACUUAUAGUUGGAAGUAGUCUAGCUGUCUGCUGACGGGUGUAGUUACAUAAAUUGCGAUGAUAUAGAAACUAAGCUAGACUUCAUCAGACAUGAAGUCAUUGAGAUUAUUUUAUCGUGAAUUGUGUAGAAAGAUGUGUGGGGAGGCAUCGUAACAUAGGAGGUUUUCUAACCUCAUGAUGCUGCCGUUUUCUCAACGUCUCGAGUGCUUUCGCGAUGUGCCGCGUUUUUAUUGAACAUUUACUCUUCCAAAAGUUGUGCCUUAUAAAUAUUGGAGGUCCUGCUGUCAUAUCUGAUUAUUCAGUGGAUACGUAAUGUUUCCUCCAACCAUAGACGCUGGUCCGCUCGAAGCGUGUAACCAGACGCUUCCAAAAGGGAACAGAGCUGCAGUACGGCCACCAAUUAGAACCAGCUGCUUUUUGCGGAUAGUUAUUGUUCUGAUUUUGAAAUUUUAGCACAUAUAGGUAUGCUAUAUGUACCAAGCUAGAAUAAUACAUAUUUUGGAUACA